Molecule: messenger RNA, 3049 nt
Organism: Actinia tenebrosa (Australian red waratah sea anemone)
Lineage: Eukaryota; Metazoa; Cnidaria; Anthozoa; Actiniaria; Actiniidae
Cellular component (GO): plasma membrane
Molecular function (GO): calcium-activated cation channel activity
Source: RefSeq, a predicted model, not a curated record
UGAAAAAAAACAAAGUUUGAUUUUUGACUUUUUAAGCCAAUUUUUUAGCAAGAAAACCUCUAAAAUAUCUUAAUGAUUCCCACAAUGGAGUUAUCAGGUAAUAUUUCGACUAUUGCACCAACUUCACAUCCAAAUCGUUCAGCCGGAAGUAAACCUCACGAGACCAGUGUGACAUCCUUUCUUGUAUCUCUUGGAAUCAAUGGAUUGAUAGCAAUUAUAGCUCUCCUACUCUUUUCACUCCUAAGAACCAAACUCAAGUAUAUCUAUACUCCACGUUUGCUGUUACUUGAUACAAGAUUUCCUCUGGGUAAACUACCUCGUUCCCUCGUGUCCUGGUUUAUCCCCGCUUUAAUGGCCAAAGACGAUGACGUUUUCAACUACGCUGGGAUUGAUGCUCUGGUUUAUAUAAGAUUUAUGAGACUCUGUGUUAAGAUUUCGUUUGUGUUACUGCCUUAUGGAUUAGCUGUUUUGCUCCCUUUGAACGUGUACGGCGGUGUUGGCUUGGCAGGCCUUUCUAAGCUGACUAUGUCUAACCUCAAAGAGAACUCUUCAAAAAUGUGGGCCCAUUUUGUAGCUGUUUGGGUCUAUACUCUCGUUAUAUUCUACAUGUUGUAUGAGGAGUGGAGAGUGUUUGUUGUUUAUAGACAAGAGUAUUUAGCAAAAGGACUUGACCAUCAGUAUGCUGUGCUGCUCAGAGAUCUACCAAAAAGGCUUCGCAAGGAGGAAAACAUGAAGACAUACGUCGAUGAAUUAUUUCCUAGUCAGGUUGAAGAUGUGGCAGUGGUUGAAGACCUUCGUAGGUGGGAUAAAAUGAUUUCAAUCCAUGACGAACUUGUGCUAAAGCUAGAAAAAGCAAAGUUUGUUUUUGAGAAGACAGGUAAAAGACCUUCACAUAGGUCCAACCAGGGUCAUUCUAUUGGAGAUUCCAUAACAUACUAUGAAAAGAGGCUAGAGGAUCUCCAGGUUAAACUUGAAGCAGAGUUGCAUAAAAAACACUCUGUACUGCCUUGUUCAUUUGUCAUUUUCAAGUCUCUUAAGUUUGCUACUGAAUCCCUAUUGAGAAAAUCUGCCUUUCGAAAGAAAGGAAAUUCAAUGCCAGCUCCUGACUCAAAUGAUGUGAUAUGGGACAACCUGAUGUUAAUUCCUGCAAAAAGGAAAUUCCGGGCUUUGGUUAUAACAUUAAUAGUCAUGCUUACUGUGAUGUUCUACUUCAUUCCUGUUGGAAUUGUAUCUUCACUUAUUGCCCUGCAAAACUUGGAGAGAAAAUUUCCCUUCUUGUCACACCUUGAAAGCUUGCCACCAGUUGUUKUAAGUUUUAUCGAAGGAUUCUUAUCUGGCUUGGCUUUGUUGAUUUUCUUUGCAAUUUUGCCAAUGUUUAUGAGGUUCUUGUCAAGCAAGCAAGGAUUUGCAUCCAUGAGUCAAGCAGAAAUUUCAACCCUCAAGAAGCUAUUUAUAUUCAAGGUUAUCAACCAAUUUCUUUUCCUUACUGCUGGCUCAGCCUUGAAUAAGUUAAAAGAAAUGAGCAAUGAUCCUAGUUUGAUUCCAAGAUAUCUUAGCACGACCCUUCCUUCCCAGUCAACGUUUUUUAUAUCAUACCUGAUGCUGUGUUCGUUCACUGUUUAUCCCAUUGAACUCUUGAGGCCUUUCCCUUUGUUAUUUGUUGCCUUCAAGAGAAAAUUCUUCACACUUACUCCCAGAGAGGAUCGUGAAAUCUGGAGACCACCACCUGCUGCUUAUGAUGCUUUGUUUGCAGAUCACCUGUUGAUUCUGAUAAUUGGCCUGUGUUAUUCUGUUAUGGCACCGAUAGUGUCGAUUUUCGUGUUGUUGUACUUUGUGUUUGGYUACGUGGUAUGGAUGUACCAACUGUUAUGUGUCUACAUACCUACGCAUAGCAGUGGAGGGCUGAUGUGGCCUGCCAUCUUUAACAGRAUAAUCGUCUGCUUGAUGGUAUUCCACCUUGUGAUGACUGGCAUAUUUGGUCUGAAGAAGAUGGUUGUUAUGCCGAUAUUACUAGCACCACUGCCUUUCCUYGCCCUUGGUUUCCUCGUAUAUAUGAACCGCUCUUUCUCCCACUCCUGUAACUUCCUCUCUCACGAGAUAAGCAAUACGCUUCCAGAAGCAAGUCCAAGGAUAUUACAGACCGUAACGCAAAGCUACAUAAGAAAUCACAGCCUACCCGAAUGGAAUGGCUUGAGUACUAACGCCACCAGCAGAAAUAUCACUGGAUACGAAGAAAUCCCAACAGCAAGUGAAAGGUCACCACUCCUGUCCCCGAUUGACGUGCGAACCUCCUCAGAUCCUGGUCACAAUGAAGGUCACUUUCGAGUAUAGCUUGUAUUAGGUUUUAUAAGGUCUUAUAGUCGUAUAGGGUCGUAUAAAGGCCAGGCCUAAUUUGUUUUGACGCCGUGCUAUACUGAGUGUUGAUAUUGAAAAUGAGUGUAACUCAACUAUAUAUCACAUAAUUCAUGCCCGGGUGUAAUCAUACCCCCCUCCCCCAAAACGACGAACAAAUAUCUUGGAAUAUUUGAAAAAAAGUCCAUUAUAGUAAUUUAAAAAAUUACGUAGUGAAAAUUGCUAAAAAUUUAUAAGUAGAAUUGAUAUAAUGUAUAAUGCAUAUGUGUGUAAGAGUAAAGUAGUACUAGUGUACCCUAGCGCAACAUCCAUCGGUCAGUGCAAGCAGCGCAUCAUUUUUUUCCCCCACGCAACAACUGUUUUCAUUUCACGCAAACAACUUAAGGUGGUCUUAAGCUGAAAUGCUGUUGUUCUGAAGUGAUUAUUGCGUGCCUGUGAUCUGUACAUAAUAGSCAUUCCGAAGUUGAGGAAAAAACUAGGUCGAAUUGACAUUGCAGUGCAUUGUGGGCCUUGGAAAUAACAUUUCAACCAUGCACUGGAAUGCCAACUCCGUCCAGGUUUUUCCUUAACCUUUCCCUGCUAGCAGAGUCUCCCUCUCCCAAGAAUAGCCAACGAAGGAAACACUGCUAGCAGGGAACCUCAACCUCGGAAUUUCUAAUACAAGGAAAAUAUAUACAUUAAAAAAAUGUGUUAUUAA